Exophiala dermatitidis NIH/UT8656 is the source of this 1545-nucleotide messenger RNA. Its product is annotated as histidyl-tRNA synthetase. The record is from RefSeq and is a predicted model, not a curated record. Bases 1 to 1545 code for a protein of 514 amino acids. The transcript has 2 exons. Gene Ontology annotation, biological process: mitochondrial translation. NCBI's taxonomy places the organism in Eukaryota, Fungi, Ascomycota, Eurotiomycetes, Chaetothyriales, Herpotrichiellaceae. Gene Ontology annotation, cellular component: mitochondrion; cytoplasm.
AUGGGGAAAGACAAGGAGAAGAAGCAAGAGCUGAUCAAGAACCCGAAAGGCACACGUGACUGGUCGGGGGAAGAUGUUGAUCUGCUGGAAGAUAUCCUCGCCCAAAUAUCCCGGGUCUUUCGCCGCCAUGGUGGAAAGAAGCUCGAUACACCAGUGUUUGAGCGGGAAGAAGUGCUGAAGGGCAAGUACGGGGAGGAUUCCAAGUUAAUCUACGACCUGAAGGACCAAGGAGGCGAGCUGCUGUCGUUGCGGUACGACUUGACAGUCCCAUUUGCCAGAUGGUUGGCCAUGAACGCAAACAUCAAAAGCUACAAGAGAUUUGCAAUCAGCAAGGUUUACCGAAGAGAUCAACCCGCCAUUGCCAAGGGCCGCAUGAGGGAGUUCUACCAGUGUGAUAUUGAUUUCGCUGGUGCCAGUGAUCCAAUGAUGGCCGACAGUGAAGUUAUUGCAAUUAUUGUCGAGGUUUUCGAGUCGCUCGAGUGGAAUGGAAGAUACACCAUCAAGCUCAACGACCGACGGAUACUGGAUGGUCUGUUCGAGGUUUGCGGCGUUCCGGAGGACAAGAUCAGAGCGAUAUCCAGUGCAGUCGAUAAGCUAGAUAAGAUGCCAUGGGAGGAAGUGAAGAAGGAAAUGGUGGAGACAAAAGGUCUUGAUGAAGUCGUGGCCGACAAGAUUCAGACCUACGUUACCAGAAAGGGUGGAAGAGAUCUGUUGGAAGACUUGCAGAAAGACGAAGCGUUGAUGAGCAAUGCGAAAGCGAAGAAGGGAGUUGAGGAGAUGGAGAUUCUCAUGGACUAUCUUUCCGCUUGGGGCGCUUUGGACAAGAUCUCCUUUGACCUCUCCCUUGCUCGCGGCUUGGACUACUACACCGGUGUCAUCUACGAGGUUAUCACGGAGGGUUCCGCCCCUGUGACCGCAAAUGGCUCCGAGGUUGCCAAAGAAGUCCAGAAACAAGGCAAGAAGGAGAAAAAGGUGCUGGAUGAAGACGAAGACCGAUCCAAUGACCCUUCGGUGGGUAUCGGCUCGGUGGCUGCUGGUGGCCGAUAUGAUCAUCUCGUGGAGCGUUUCAGGCCCAAUGCAGAUCUGCCCUGCGUCGGCGUGAGCUUUGGUGUGGAUCGGAUAUUCAGCAUUACAAAAGCCAGGAUUGCCAAAGGUGAAACCUUCAGCUAUAUAUCCUCCAAUGCUCCUGAUGUGUACAUCAUGGCCUUUGGAGGUGGCGGUUUCGACGGCAUGGCCAAACAGCGGAUCGAGAUAGCCAAAUUGCUAUUGGAUGCAGGCCUCAAGGUCGAAUUCACAUACAAGAAGAAGCCCAAGCCGCAAGUCCAAUUCAAGAAUGCCGAACAAGCAGGUGCGCCCUUUGCAGUCAUUCUUGGUGAGGAUGAGCAAGCAAAGGGAGAGGUGCGAGUCAAGGAAAUGGGAUUGCCGGACGGUCAUCCGGAGAAGGAAGGUGUGCUCGUCAAAAUUGCCGACCUUGCUGCCGAGGUUACGAAGCGAGUGGAAAUGAAGAAAGUGACGACCAGAACGGGCACCAUUGCCGUCAGCUGA